This is a messenger RNA of Conger conger (European conger), 1887 nucleotides long. Its product is annotated as D-aminoacyl-tRNA deacylase 2-like. Lineage: Eukaryota; Metazoa; Chordata; Actinopteri; Anguilliformes; Congridae. The transcript is spliced from 4 exons. Gene Ontology annotation, biological process: tRNA metabolic process. Gene Ontology annotation, molecular function: D-tyrosyl-tRNA(Tyr) deacylase activity. The record is from RefSeq and is a predicted model, not a curated record. Bases 18 to 587 code for a protein of 189 amino acids. Gene Ontology annotation, cellular component: cytoplasm.
CUGAUGACGUCUUCUUUAUGAAACCUAAAACCGCCCUCUCCCCUGAUGUAAGCGGAAGUGAAGUUGCGGUAAGAAAGAUGUCCGACGGAAAGUUUUCUACUGUUCUGGCAAGAACUGUACUACAGCAAUGUGUCUAUGCCAGACUUCAGGUUAAACCGCCAGAGGAAGAGACUCCGGCUGAAUGGGUUGAGAUCGAAAGGGGGAUGGUGAUUUACAUCUGUUUUUUCAAGGGGGCCACAGAAGAUAUUAUCCAAAAAAUGGUGAACACCCUGCUGGAAGUGAAGCUGUGUGAGGCUGAUUCGGGGAAGCGCAUGUCUGUGCUGGAGCUACCUGGAAGUGUACUUAUCGUCCCCCAGGCUACACUAGGAGGAAAGGCCAAAGGGCGGAGCAUGCAGUAUCAUGGCAACAUUGGGAAAGAGGAAGGGCUACAGCUCUAUACCAGCUUUGUAUCCCAGUGCGAAAAGCAACUGUCCUCAUCCAGCAAAUGCACUGAAGCUGGGGUAGCUGUUAAACACGGCACCUAUGGAAACCGACAAGUGCUGAAGCUGGACACCAAUGGACCCUACACACAUAUGUUUGAGUUUUAAUGAUUUUCACCUUUUGCACACUUCUACAGCAGCCGUUUUUCUUACUUUGGCUCUUUUUAGGUCACUCUUAAAGGGCAGCCAAAAACAGGACUUAAUAUUGUGAAUUGUAAUUAUCUUUGCAUUUGUAAUGUAUCACACAUUCUGUAGCCUACAAAUAAAUACAAAUAAACCCCACCAAAAGCAAUGAUGUUACCGAGGCAUAACACCUCCAAAUUUUCCUGUUGCAGAGAAUGCAUUCAGAAAUAUUAGUAGAAGCUGCAGAAACUAAAGAUGCAUCCAUCCAUGGUAAGAUGAAGUCUGUCCCAAUGGCAUUUUCACUUCAAAUGGCAUUUUGCAGAUAUAUGUAGGUUAAAGAUUUAUUUGACUUUGACAUGAAAUACACACCACUUUUUCUGGUGUAUAGGAUACCAAUUCCAUUUAAAUGUAUCCAACCAACACUACACAUUUAUUACCUCAUAUCAGGGGUGUCCAGUCGUAUUCUUAAAGGGGAGGUGUGGGUGCAGGCUUUUGUUUUUGCCCAGCAUUUGAUUCAACUAAUUAACUAACCAUGGCUUUCAAUCAAGCUAACGUGUCUACUAUUGCAUUAAGUCGGCAAAAAGUUUAUUUAAAUGUAGUGUUGAUAUACACUCAGUGAGCUCAGUGAGAUUUCUUUAGACAUUCAUUCUUCUGCUGCUGUAGCCUAUCCACUUAGAGGUUUGAUGCGUUGUGUGUUCAGAGAUGCUCUUCUGCAUACCACUGUUGUAAUGUGUGGUUAUUUUUGUUACUGUCAGCUUUGACCAGUCCGGCCCUUCUGUUCUGACCUCUCUCAUUAAGAACACGUUUCUACCCGCAGAACUGCUGCUCACUGGAUGUUUUUUGUUUUUCGCACCAUUCUCUGCAUACUGCACAUCUGCAUUUAGUUGCUGCCACAUGAUUGGCUGAUUAAAUAUUUGCAUUAACAAGCUGGUUUACAGGUUUACCUAAUAAAGUGAUCACUGAGAGUCCAUAUUUGAACCCCUGUCCUUGUAAUGAAAAGGCCCUGCCUCUUCCUUGAAGUUGAUCAAUCAACUUAAAAUCUAGUUUUGCAUGUGUGUGAGUAUGAGUCUUAUGUUGUGUAAGAGGGAUGCAUUUUGCAUGAAUCCAUUAAUCUAUUCAUUAUUGGUUCAAGAAUAAAUGAAAAACAAAAUGAUUGAUUUUAUGAUGCAAAUUACAAUUUUUUACAUAUGUUGGAAGUAUUUCAGCUGUUUCAUUUCAUUGUUUCACUCUGAUGAAGUUUGAAUGUUUUGCAUAAAUAAAUAAAAAACAAACAUAUUAGCCAAAC